AUGUGCGAGCCCCAGCAUCUCUUCCUUGAACCGUAUCCAGCUGAGCUCUCAGCUGGACAUAACGUGCCCAGUGGAUAUGCCGGCGGAUACGCUAGCAUACCUCGAAGAGGUCACGCUCCAGUCGUUCAUGAAGAUGCAGACAACCGUCUUAGAUGUUCUUCUUGUCACAGAGACGCAGAAAACUGCGGAGUUACAAGAAAAUAUGCAAAGAACAGUGGACACGCACCAUCGCUUAUUGUUCUGACGAGGCAUGACCGGGGCAUGCUCGAAAUUCCGCCGGGACCCUCUUUACACCCAACGUCACUCACGAAACUUGAGAACAUCUUAGAUGAGAAUAGCGGGAAGGAAAUGAGUGGAAGAGAUGCUCGUCCAGUGAAGGCAGGCCAUCUAAUCAUCUAA
Molecule: messenger RNA, 399 nt
Organism: Necator americanus (New World hookworm)
Lineage: Eukaryota; Metazoa; Nematoda; Chromadorea; Rhabditida; Ancylostomatidae
Exons: 3
Coding region: 1-399 (132 amino acids)
Source: RefSeq, a predicted model, not a curated record